Molecule: messenger RNA, 225 nt
Organism: Brugia pahangi
Lineage: Eukaryota; Metazoa; Nematoda; Chromadorea; Rhabditida; Onchocercidae
Source: the annotation of a GenBank genome assembly
AUGGACAAAUCAUACGGAUUUCAAUUCCAAUGGCCAUUCCCAAAGAAUCCUAAUGCUUUGUAUAGAUUUGCUUCCAAGGCUACUCUCAUCGCGGUUCUCUCAGCGUGCAAACUUAUCUUCUCAUUAAAAGGUGCGUCAUUUCGCGACGUAUUAAAACGAUUUUUGAAUAUGAUAAUUGUGAUUGAAUGGUCUUGUUCUGUUGUUAACGGAUUGCGGAUUUUUUGA